AUGGCGGCCAACAAACCAAACAAGCUUGCAUUCUUGUCAAUGCCUGCCCCGGCGUCUUACGUCGCGGGUCUCGGUCGAGGUGCAUCUGGUUUCACUACGCGUUCCGAUAUCGGUCCAGCACGAGAAGGACCAUCCGCAGAGGUUAUAGCUGAAGCCCAAGCUCGGCGAGGUGAAGAGCCUGAAGUUGAUCCUGACCAGUUUCAAGACCCAGACAAUGAAUAUGGUCUAUUUGCUGGUACUACUUACGAGGCGGACGACGAGGAGGCGGACCAGAUCUACGACCAGGUUGACCAGAACAUGGAUGCGCGGCGAAGGGCACGGAGAGAGGCUCUCGAGAAUGCUGAAUUGGCGAAACACCGUGCAGAACGGCCCAAGAUUCAACAGCAGUUCGCCGAUCUGAAACGCGGUCUUUCAGUUGUCACCGAUGAAGAAUGGGAGAACAUUCCAGAGGUGGGCAAUCUCACGCGGAAAAAGCGUAAAAGGGACGAGAGGUCAUUCGUUGUACCCGACAGCGUUAUCGUUGGGGACAGAUCGAAGGCCGAAUAUGAGAACUCCUUGGAUGCAAGACAGCAAGCGACUGGUGGAUUCGAGACUCCUGCCGACAGUGGGACUCUGACCAACUUCGUUGAAAUGGGACAAGCCCGAGAUAAGAUCUUGUCUCUGAAACUUGAUCAGGUCUCCGGCAACUCCACUACUUCCGGGUUGUCUACUUCUAUCGAUCCUAAAGGCUACCUUACCUCCCUCGACAGUGUCGUACUGAAAACGGAUGCGGAGAUUGGUGACAUCAAGCGAGCUCGCAUGCUGUUUGACUCACUAGUCAAGUCAAAUCCGAAACAUGCUCCAGGUUGGAUCGCUGCUGCUUGCUUGGAGGAACAUGCAGGACGAAUGGUUGCAGCAAGAAAGCUUAUCAAAGCCGGCUGCGAACAGUGCCCCAAGAGUGAGGACGUGUGGCUAGAAGCGGUACGGCUUCAUAACAACGACGACGCGAAAGUCAUAUUGGCGAACGCUGUGCAACACGUCGGACAGAGUGUCAAAAUAUGGUUGGCUGCUGCCGACUUGGAGCACGACCUCAAAGCUAAGAAGAGGGUUCUGCGGAAAGCCUUGGAACACAUUCCGAAUUCUGUCCGUCUCUGGAAAGAAACCGUAAACCUCGAGUCUUCCGCAGUCGACGCCCGUAUCCUGCUGUCGCGUGCUGUGGAGGUUAUUCCGCUUUCCGUCGAGCUGUGGCUUGCUCUCGCGCGAUUAGAGACACCUGAAAAGGCUAAGGCUGUCCUGAACAAGGCUCGUAAGGCCGUUCCCACUAGCCACGAGAUUUGGAUAGCUGCCGGAAGGUUGCUUGAACAAGAAGCUUAUGCCUCGGACAAACCUGAAGUCCAGUGUAACAAGGAGCUGGAAGCGGUUGACAAGACCAUCGAACUAGGUGUUCGGUCUCUUCGCACGCACCAAGUCCUCCUUACCCGUGAGCAGUGGCUGAAGGAGGCAGAACGAUGUGAGGCUGAAGGUUCACCGCGCACGUGCGAGGCCAUUAUCAAGGCUACAGUCGCCAUGGACAUCGAAGAGGAGGAUAGGCUUGAUACCUGGGUCAGCGACGCAGAGAGUGCCGAAGCGAGAAGCAGGGUUGGUACAGCGAGAGCGAUCCUGGCAUAUGCUUUGAAAGUCUUCCCUGACAAGAGGAGCUUGUGGAGGAAAGCUGCAGAUCUCGAGAAGGCGCAUGGUACUAGAGAAUCCCUCGAUGCAAUUCUCACUCGUGCUGUGCAUCAUUGUCCACAAGCGGAGGUCCUGUGGCUUAUGUGGGCCAAGGAAAAAUGGUUAGCUGGCGACGUUCCGGCCGCUCGCGACGUCUUGGAAAGGGCUUUCGUCGCGAAUCCAGAAAGCGAGCAAAUCUGGUUGGCAGCGGUCAAGCUCGAAGCAGAAAACGGCGAGUUGGGCGUUGCCAGGGAGCUCCUAGUUCGUGCUCGGACGGUCGCCGACACGCAGCGGAUCUGGAUGAAAUCGGCAGUAUUUGAGCGUCAACAAGGCAGGAUCUCUACCGCACUGGAGACCCUUAGUGCUGCUUUGGCAAAGUAUCCCAAGUUCGCAAAGCUGUACAUGAUCCAAGGCCAGAUACAUCAAUCGCAAGGAAAUUUCGCCGCUGCUCGCGCGUCUUUCGCUGCCGGUAUUAAGGCCUGUCCUAAGGAGGUCACACUAUGGAUCCUUGCAAGCAGAUUAGAGGAGUCAGAUGGAAGGAGCAUCAAGGCGAGAGCUCUUCUUGACAAGGCGCGGCUGGCAAACCCGGGCAGUGAUGUCCUCUGGGCGGAAGCAGUCGGCGUCGAAGAACGUAGUGGAGGUUCUGCACAGGCGAAAACAGUGCUGGCUAGAGGUUUGCAAGAAUGUCCGACUUCUGGGUUGUUGUGGUCAAUGACCAUAUGGGCGGAGCCUCGACCGACUCGGAAGUCGCGCUCGGCAGAUGCCCUGAAAAAGUCAGCCGAUGACCCGCUCAUUCUGUGCACUGUCGCUAGAUUGUUUUGGGCCGAGCGCAAGAUUGAGAAGGCGAGGCAAUGGUUUGAACGUGCGAUCUCUGCCAAUCCUGAUCUGGGUGACAUCUGGGCGUGGUGGUUGAAGUUUGAGAGACAACAUGGCACUUCGGAGCAACAGGAGGAAGUCAUCAAGAAGUGCAUCGCCGCGGAACCUCAUCAUUCUCCUGCGUGGCAGUCUAUCGCCAAGGACGUCAAGGACACAGGGGAGGGCACGAGAGACAUUUUGGAGCUUGUUGCUGCUACUCUGCAGUGA
This is a messenger RNA of Sparassis crispa, 2769 nucleotides long. Its product is annotated as Pre-mRNA-splicing factor prp1. Gene Ontology annotation, cellular component: catalytic step 2 spliceosome; U4/U6 x U5 tri-snRNP complex. The record is from RefSeq and is a predicted model, not a curated record. NCBI's taxonomy places the organism in Eukaryota, Fungi, Basidiomycota, Agaricomycetes, Polyporales, Sparassidaceae. Gene Ontology annotation, molecular function: protein binding. Gene Ontology annotation, biological process: mRNA splicing, via spliceosome; spliceosomal tri-snRNP complex assembly. The transcript is spliced from 12 exons. The coding region runs from base 1 to 2769 and encodes 922 amino acids.